AUCGCCUGGACCACGCCAGCCCGUUGGGGUCUCGCUGCUGACCUACAUCGCAUAGCAAGUGACUUGUUUCUGGAAGUCAAAGCACAAAUUCGAAGCAUGGUUAGAACCCUUGCUCAGCUGCACACAGACGCCGCGUUCCCCUCCUCCCUCGCACCUGACGGCGCCGCCUUCCUCCACUCCGUCUCCUCCCUCUCCGCCCUCAAAUGUCUCCACGCCGUUCUUCUAAAGCAACGAGGCCUCUUCCUCCACGUCGCCACCAAGUUGCUCGCCCUCGCCGCCUCCCUCUCGCCUUCCGUCCGCUACGCCCGCAACCUGUUCGACGCCGCGCCACGCCGCGACUCCUUCAUGUGGAACACCCUGCUCCGCGCCUACGCCGACCUCGGCCCCUGCAAUGAGGUCCCCUUCCUCUACGCCCAGAUGCACGCCGCCGGUCUUUCCCCGGACCACUUCACCUUCCCCUUCGUCGUCCGCGCCUGUGCGGUCGCCUCCGCCUUCUGCGAAGGGGUGCAGGCCCACUGCGACGCUCUCAGGCACGGCUUCGCCUCGAACCCCUUUUUGCAGACCGCAUUGGUCACCAUGUACGCCCAGAACGGGGAGGUCUCCGACGCGGAGUUGGUCUUCCGCGAGAUGCACUUCAGGAACAUCGUCUCUUGGACCUCCAUGAUCGCUGGGUACGUCCAAAAUUUCGUCUUUGGUGAAGCGUUGGGUGUUUUCAGGCGGAUGGUGGCUUCCGGGACGCCGCCCAACGAGAUCACAAUGGUGAGCGUUCUCCCUGCUCUGAGAGGUCCGGAAUCCCUAGUCUCCGGGAUGGCAAUCCACGGCUUCGCCAUCAAAUUAGGGUUCGAUUCGCAUCCCUCGUUGGCGAAUGCCCUAAUCGCCAUGUACGCCAGAUGUGGGAGCACGAGCGUUGCGAGAUCCCUGUUCGACGAAAUGCCCGAUCGGAACUUGGUUUCCUGGAACACCAUGAUCGCGAUGUACGAGCAGAGCGGCGAGGGUGGCAAGGCGAUCAAGCUAUUCCGGGCGAUGCUGACGGAAAGAGUGCCGCCCAACGGCGUCACGCUGGUGAGCCUCAUCUCUGCCUGUGCCGCAACGGGAGCGCUGGAGACUGGCCGGUGGGCGCACGGGUUCGCCCGGAACAGAGGGCUCGACGCCGACGUCAGGGUCGGUAACGCGCUGGUGGACAUGUACGGCCGGUGCGGAAGCGUCGAGGAGGCGAGGCAGGUUUUCGACAGUCUCACACCCAAGGGCGUGGUCACCUGGAGCGCCAUGAUCAGGUCCUAUGCUGCGCACGGCCGCGUCGGAGAUGCCCUGAAUCUGUUUGACGAAAUGUGCGAGCAGGGACUGAGGCCGAACACCUUCACGUACACGUCCGUCCUGGCGGCGUGCAGUCACGGCGGCCUGGUAGAGGAGGGUUUGAGGCACUUGGACGGGAUGAGGGCGUACGGAUUAACUCCCACACUGGAGCACUGCACUUGCAUGGUGGACCUCCUCGGCCGUGCAGGGAGGUUGGCGGAGGCAUACAAGUUCAUUAAGGGGAUGGCGGUGGAGCCUGACAUCGGGGUGUGGGGAGCUCUGCUGGGGGCUUGCAGAAUUCAUGGGGAACUGGAGAUGGCGGAGGCGGUGACCGAAGAGCUAUCCCCGCGGCUGGGUUGCAGGAAUUCAACGGUGUACGUGCUGAUGGCGAACAUGUACGCGGAAGCCGGGCGGUGGGAGGAGGCGGAGAGAGUUAGGGAGAGAAUGAGAGAGAUGGAGCUGAGGAAGGACCCCGGCCAGAGUUUCGUCAAUACAGACAAGAGCUCAAGUUCUAUACAAAGAUCCAGUUCAAUGCAACAAGUAUUUGGUCUGUAGAAUAAAAGGGAGAGCAUUCCAAGAGGCACAUCAUUUUGAAAAUAUCGAUCGUCUUCCACCGUUGCCUUCACUUUGUGGUUGCUCGGCGUAGUGCCCGCCGGGAAUGAUGUGACCCCAUCUUGUCCUUGCGUUCCUCCUGCCGACAGAUCCGUUCCCUUUUGCCUUGUGAUUAACUCGAAACCGUUGCAUCAGAAAGUUUUCUCCUUGUGUGCAGGCGAUUUGUAAUGGUUUAGAGGGAUUUCUCAACAUGGCCACCAGGAGGUACUUGUGGCGGAGGGCAAUGAAGGAACGGUGAGAAAGUUUGAUCUGUGGAUUCUUUCGGAUUUGUUAUUUCGUUUUCUGAAUUUGAGCAUUUUUUUCUAGUUCAUCUGCAAUCUACUUGAUUGUUUAAAAAUGUGACCUUUGAGGUUAUCUGUGAGACCGAUUACGCAUUAAUUAUACUGAAUUUAAUUGAUUCAGAUGCUCUUAUCGCAGCUUAUUUGAGUCAAAUAUGAACAAAAUUAUGUUCUCGUAGAAUUAUCUUGUCCUGUUCCAUCAAAUAAACUAUCAGUAAACAGGCAUAUCAGUGGCUUCUUUGGAGAGUGAUUCUGAACUUGUGAGCCACACUUAUCUUUUUCUAGUGAAUGGUUAGCAAUGCUUUGAAGACUACUUUAGAAAGUUUGGUGUUGAGGUACAAAAAGUUGAAGGAAUUGUAAUUCUCACUCUUAGCUGAUGCAAAUAUACAUACACAAAUUCUACUUCAGUGUUGGACAUUCUUUUAGUAUAUCUCAUUCUUUAAACCAAUUCUUCAAUCUCUAGAAUUGCAUGCAUUUUGACACCAUUAUGAGUUUGAUGUGUCUUGUAGAAACGGUAUAUUCUUGGCGAAGCAUUCUCGAUUUUCAAGUGGAUUAUAAGAGAAGUAUUCUCUGUAAAGGGUGAAUUAGUCAAUCAUAAGAUCACUUUUAGGGAUUUUGAGAACAUCAUCCACCACUUGUUGGAGCAUCUGAUUCCCCCAAACACUACUUCAUUUGGCCAUGCAGAACAAUCUCUUUUCUCUUAACUCUAUCUGAUUAAUUAGAACCUCAGAAUAAAUUCUCCUCUUUUCCAGAAAUUGUAUAGAAAUUAUAUGUCGUAAACUGCGCGAGAACAAUCAUUCGCACUAUAAGAGAAGUAAGCUACACAUCUUCAGGGACUGAUUUCUCCACUAGAAUAAAUUCUAAGUAUGAUCUGAGCCAAAGGCACCAUGAAGGGGAGGACUACUUACACUCAGAGGCUUGUUGCAAUCACACUGGUACUUCUUGCUAUGCUAUCACCAUUAUACAUCGACCGGAGAACGCCGAUCGAGCUAGAUGACGAGUACCACAGCGCAGGAGGAUCCCUGCAGGUUUGGCUUCCGUUUGUGCUCAUAAUUCUGGUCUUUGUCAUCAACCUUACUUGCUUCAUGGACAAGAAGAUCAUGAGGUUUGAUCCAUACUGGAUACAUAGGUUUGGAGGGUCCUCCUGUGGAAUUGUGAUGCUUCUUUUAGUUCUGGGGUUUGUGUUGAAGUGUAAGGCAUCUCUAAGGGGCGAGGUUUGAUCUCCUUUGAAUUGCAGCGACAUUAUCAGUCUUGUUUCAAGCAGAGCCUUUCUGUGACCAUGCCACUUUUCUGUUUUCUUUCUUUGGCUUUUUUGCAACCUUGUGAAUCGGAUUAAUCGGUAUGUAUGGUUAGUCAGUUGGAAGUUUCUGAUAUUUGACAAACAUGUUUAAGCGAGCGGUCUAUGUUUGGCAAGUUGGUUAAGUGUACAAAGUGUUUUUGGAUCAGCUGGAACGAACACUUGGGAGGUGACUGUGAAAGGAUGCCUAAAAUGUUUAUAAUUUGUGGAAAAUAUAUUGCAAUGUAUACUUAUACUUGUAGGU
Zingiber officinale is the source of this 3724-nucleotide messenger RNA. RefSeq names its product pentatricopeptide repeat-containing protein At3g12770-like. Gene Ontology annotation, biological process: RNA modification. Lineage: Eukaryota; Viridiplantae; Streptophyta; Magnoliopsida; Zingiberales; Zingiberaceae. The record is from RefSeq and is a predicted model, not a curated record. Bases 97 to 1848 code for a protein of 583 amino acids. The transcript has 2 exons. Gene Ontology annotation, molecular function: RNA binding; protein binding.